Lactuca virosa is the source of this 729-nucleotide messenger RNA. NCBI's taxonomy places the organism in Eukaryota, Viridiplantae, Streptophyta, Magnoliopsida, Asterales, Asteraceae. The record is from the annotation of a GenBank genome assembly.
AUGGUACUCCUUCCUCAAGACGCCUGUGUUUGCCAAGAUGCAAACCACCAUGUAGGCAACGAUGAGCAUCAAAAUCACCCCAGACAUCUCCUCUUCUCUACUACCAAACCAUACAAUUUCCGCACCAUCGACUGUGAAACGCCUACUGAUGGUUUAACGGCGAGCAUUCCUUUACCAUUUAAAGCCAACCCUAAAAAUAUGUCGAUCUUAACAUCUUUGCAUGGAUUGUUAUGCGUAGGUCAAUUUGGGUUGUAUCAUAACUCUUUUGACGAUAACUACAAGCUUCUCCGUGAAACAAACCAUCCCAAAAUUUACAUAUACUCGUUGAAAUCCGACACAUGGAUAAAGAUCGAGCCAACAGACGACAAACAAAACGUCUCCAACUGGUUUACAUUUGGUAGGGAGCCAGUUCCUGUUUUUCUGAAUGAAAAACUCUAUUUCUUAUAUGAAGUAAGUAGAAGAAUCUAUGGUCGACGGUCAUAUUCAUUUUUGAGGUUCGACACAAAGACCAAAAAGUUCACAGAGAUAGCAGCUCCCUCUUUAGGGAAUCAUAUCAUUAGAACAUGUUUGAAUCUUACGGUUCUAAGAGGCUGCAUGCACUUUUGUGUCGCCCUUUUAGUUAAGAAAGGAAUUUAUGCUCAAACAAUGUUCGAGUUGUGGAGAAUGGAUGAAGAUGGAUAUUGGAUGAAGAUGGUAAGUACUUGCAACUACAAGAAUAAAGACCAAUAG